Messenger RNA from Cydia amplana, 963 nucleotides. RefSeq lists its product as uncharacterized. Bases 112 to 870 code for a protein of 252 amino acids. Lineage: Eukaryota; Metazoa; Arthropoda; Insecta; Lepidoptera; Tortricidae. The transcript is spliced from 7 exons. The record is from RefSeq and is a predicted model, not a curated record.
AACUGUGUCAAAAUCCGUCUUAUAAAUACAAAUACGCUAAUUUGUUUUGGAAAAUGAAAUGAUAAAUUUAAUGUUUACUUGAGUUUAGGGGUGGGGCUCGAAGCGGGCGCCAUGGUGCGGUGGAAGUAUUGCCUGGUGCUGGCGCUGUUGCUCCUGCGAACCGACGCUAAGGACGACGACGAUGAUGAAGACUGUCACAGAGGUGAGGAAAACGACGACGAGGAGGAAGACGAGGCGGACGAGAACGACGAGGAUGAAGAACGACCGGACACGAUGGAUAUACCUCCGGGCCGGCGGCCGCGGGUGUUGGGGACGCCGGCGGGCCAAGAGGGCGUUAGUCCGAGCAGGUUGGUUAGUUUGAACUAUAUAUAUACCUACAAUGAAGAACGACCGGACACGAUGGAUAUACCUCCGGGCCGGCGGCCGCGGGUGUUAGGGACGCCGGCGGGCCAAGAGGGCGUUAGUCCGAGCAGGACAACGAAGAGGGCUCCCCUCGAGUGCUACGUGUGUGGUUACAGAAGCGAGAUGCCGCUACGGUCGUGCCUUGAUCCUGCAAAAUACAGGGUUCAUUCAGUGACAUGUCACAACUUGGAUGACAAGUGCUUCACAACAGUGAUAUCAAAAGACAAGGCGUACGUGGCCGUCAUCCGCGGCUGCCGCACCGGCUGUGUCGGUUCUCCGGACACUACGUGUUGUGAGCGAGACCGCUGCAACAACCAAGCGUUCGCGAUGCCCAUAGUACCUCGCGCGCACUCCGAUAGCUCAGCAGUGUCAACAUCCAUCGCUGCUCAAACCACGCCUUCCAACGUGAUGUUCUUCGUCACGGUACUACUGCUUCUCCAGACGGUGGUCAAGGUGGCCUUUGUGUAACAAAUACAAAAUAUUGGCAAUAUAAUGCUGAGAGCGUACAAACCUUUUUCAUCCACCGCUGCCCAGAGCAUUCCUUGGAACGUGCUGUUCUUC